GCGGGGAUCUGGUCGGCUCAGAACGGAGAGGAGGCGGAGUCACAGAGAGUUUGAGCAUUUUUGUCCAAUCAAAAGGAGCCGGUAGGAGCAGGGGAGAUAAAGCGGGAGCCGGAGCCAGAAAAUCCUGCCCAGUUACCGCAGCCAGCCGCUAGAGCUGCAGCUUCUGCCCACCGAAAGCGGCCGAGUCCUAGGCCUACUCCAGCAAUGGCCUUCGCAAGUCUGCGCAAAGUACUCAUCAGUGACAGCCUGGACCCUUGCUGCCGGAAGAUCCUGCAAGAUGGAGGGCUGCAGGUGGUGGAGAAGCAGAACCUGAGCAAAGAGGAGCUGAUAGCGGAGCUGCAGGACUGUGAGGGCCUUAUCGUCCGAUCAGCCACCAAGGUCACUGCUGAUGUCAUCAAUGCAGCUGAGAAGCUCCAGGUGGUGGGCAGAGCUGGCACAGGUGUAGACAACGUGGAUCUGGAGGCUGCCACAAGGAAAGGCAUACUGGUCAUGAACACCCCCAAUGGGAACAGCCUCAGUGCUGCGGAGCUCACGUGUGGUAUGAUCAUGUGCUUGGCCAGGCAGAUUCCCCAGGCAACGGCUUCAAUGAAGGGUGGUAAAUGGGAACGGAAGAAGUUCAUGGGAACAGAGCUGAAUGGAAAGACCCUGGGCAUUCUUGGCCUGGGCAGGAUUGGGAGAGAGGUGGCCACCAGGAUGCAGUCCUUUGGCAUGAAGACUGUAGGGUAUGACCCCAUCAUUUCUCCAGAAGUCUCAGCCUCUUUUGGUGUUCAGCAACUGCCCCUGGAAGAGAUCUGGCCUCUCUGCGAUUUCAUCACUGUGCACACGCCUCUCCUGCCCUCCACAACAGGCUUGCUGAACGACAGCACCUUCGCCCAGUGCAAAAAGGGCGUGCGUGUGGUGAACUGUGCUCGUGGAGGGAUUGUGGACGAAGGUGCCCUGCUCCGGGCCCUGCAGUCGGGUCAGUGUGCAGGAGCGGCACUGGAUGUGUUUACAGAAGAGCCACCACGGGACCGAGCCUUGGUGGACCAUGAGAAUGUCAUCAGCUGUCCCCACCUGGGCGCCAGCACCAAGGAGGCCCAGAGCCGCUGUGGAGAGGAGAUCGCCAUCCAGUUUGUGGACAUGGUGAAGGGGAAAUCUCUAGCAGGGGUUGUAAAUGCGCAGGCUCUUACCAGUGCCUUCUCCCCACACACCAAGCCUUGGAUUGGUCUAGCAGAAGCUCUAGGGACACUGAUACGAGCCUGGGCUGGCUCUCCCAAGGGGACCAUCCAGGUGGUAACACAAGGCACAUCUCUGAAGAAUGCUGGCAGUUGUCUAAGCCCUGCAGUCAUUGUCGGCCUCCUGAAAGAAGCUUCCAAACAGGCGGAUGUGAACUUGGUGAAUGCCAAGCUGCUGGUGAAAGACACUGGCCUCAAUGUUACCACCUCUCACAGCCCUGUGGCACCAGGGGAACAGAGCAGCGGGGAAUGUCUCUUGACCGUGGCCUUGGCAGGUGCUCCUUACCAGGCUGUGGGCUCAGUCCAGGGCACCACGCCUGUACUUCAGGUGCUCAACGGAGCCGUAUUCAGGCCAGAAGUGCCCCUCCGCCGGGGCCUGCCCCUGCUCAUGUUCCGUGCUCAGCCCUCCAACCCUGCAAUGCUGCCUACCAUGAUUGGGCUCCUGGCACAGGCAGGUGUGCAGCUGCUGUCCUACCAGACUUCAAUGGCGUCCAAUGGGGAGACCUGGCACGUCAUGGGCAUCUCCUCCCUGCUGCCCACCCUGGAAGCCUGGAAGCAGCAUGUGUCUGAGGCCUUUCAAUUCUGCUUUUAACCUUGGAACUCACUGACCCUCGUGGGGCUUUUCUGAAGAAACCUGCCCAAUGUGAGCCAUAGGAAGAGGAGAUCCACAUUCCUGGGGCACAGGCCUCUGGCACCACUUUGCUGUACUAACCUGCAGUACAGCAAUAUAAUGAUGUAAUAAAGAGCAUCCC
Molecule: messenger RNA, 1966 nt
Organism: Castor canadensis (American beaver)
Lineage: Eukaryota; Metazoa; Chordata; Mammalia; Rodentia; Castoridae
Gene: Phgdh
Product: phosphoglycerate dehydrogenase
Biological process (GO): L-serine biosynthetic process
Molecular function (GO): NAD binding; phosphoglycerate dehydrogenase activity
Source: RefSeq, a predicted model, not a curated record